Molecule: messenger RNA, 1686 nt
Organism: Lizanozyma spartinae
Lineage: Eukaryota; Fungi; Ascomycota; Pichiomycetes; Serinales; Debaryomycetaceae
Product: Cyb2p
Exons: 1
Coding region: 1-1686 (561 amino acids)
Biological process (GO): lactate metabolic process
Molecular function (GO): L-lactate dehydrogenase (cytochrome) activity; heme binding
Source: RefSeq, a predicted model, not a curated record
AUGAGUAUCUCUCCAGCUGAAGUGAGAAAGCAUUCGACGAAGGAUGAUUGCUGGAUUAUCAUCCACGGAAAGGUUUACGACAUUACACUGUUUGUAACCAAACAUCCUGGCGGUUCAGCGAUACUUUUAAAAUAUGCUGGGAAAGAUGGCACUAAAGCGUUUGACCCAAUUCACCCAAUUGAUAUCAUUGCUCGUUUCUUACCCCCUGAAUGUUGCUUAGGGGAAGUUGAGGUGACUACGAAAAGUUCCCUUAAGGGGAAGACAAAAGAAGCCAAGACGGAAAAGAAGAGUGAAACAGAAGAAGAUGAUAUUGAAGAUGAAGUGGGAUGUCCAGAUGAUGAAUGGAGUGUUGAAUAUGACAGAAUGCAUAUAUCAAAAAGCAAAAAUGAUGCUCACAAUGGAAAAGUCAGCAAUGAAAAUACCAAUAACAGUGGUAGUAACAACGGUGAUGAUGAUGAUGAAGACGAUGAUGAUGAAGAUGAUGAAGAUAUAAUUGAAAGACGAAAGUAUAAUAAGGCAAAGCCUCCACUUUCACUGAUUUAUAAUCUCCAUGAUUUUGAAUUUGUAGCUCGUCAUGCUAUGGAUAAAAUAGGGUGGGCAUACUAUUCAUCUGGUUGUGACGAUGAAAUUACCCUUCGAGAAAACCAUCUUUCUUAUCAACGUGUGCUUUUUAAGCCUCGGAUCCUUAGAGAUGUUACUGAAGUUAAUACAUCUACAACCAUGUUAGGCACCAAGACGUCUUGUCCCUUUUACAUCACAGCUACUGCUUUAGGAAAGUUGGGCCACGAAGACGGGGAAAAGGUACUUACCCGUCAAGCUGCAAGACAAGAUGUAAUUCAAAUGAUACCAACAUUGGCCUCAUGUUCCUUUGAUGAGAUAGUGGAUGUGAAACACCCACUGCAAACUCAAUGGUUCCAGCUUUAUGUGAAUCAAGACAAACAAGUUACCAAGGAAUUAGUGCAGCAUGCUGAAAAAAGAGGUGUGACAGCAUUAUUCAUUACUGUUGAUGCUCCACAAUUAGGUAGAAGGGAAAAAGAUAUGCGUUCUAAGGAUUUUGAGGACUUGUCUCACGUUCAGGAUGAAAAUGAUAAUUCUAUUGACAGAUCACAAGGUGCUGCUAGAGCAAUUAGUUCUUUUAUUGAUACUGGGUUGACUUGGGAACUGAUCAAAUGGUUCCGUCUGAUCACUAAAAUGAAAAUCUUACUUAAGGGGGUUCAAUGUGUUGAGGAUGUCUUAAUGGCAGUUGAACAUGGAGUCGAUGGUGUUGUUCUUUCCAAUCAUGGAGGAAGACAGUUAGAAUAUUCUCCAUCUCCCAUUGAAGUUCUUGCAGAAGUUGUACCUAUUCUUAAACAAAGAGGUGAUUACGAAAAGUUGGAAAUUUACAUUGAUGGUGGUGUUAGAAGAGCAACUGAUGUGCUUAAAGCAAUUUGCUUAGGAGCAAAAGGUGUGGGCAUCGGACGUCCAUUUUUAUAUGCUAUGAGCACUUACGGGGAUGAUGGGGUGUAUAAGGCUAUUCAAAUUUUAAAGGAUGAGAUGAUAAUGAACAUGCGUUUGCUAGGAGUGAAUACUAUCGAUCAGUUGAAUGAACUGUAUAUUGAUACUAGAAGAAUGAACAGAUGUAUUCCUGGAGAUAACUUAUUUGAUACAGCAUAUGAACGGUUGAAGAACCCUGGUUUUAAGCUUUAG